GGCGACGACUCUUCGAUCUCUUCUCCCUCACAGACGACGGAGAGGCCUGCAUAGGGUGACAGGCAGCAGAUCACACAAGCAGCAGAGGUCGACCACGCAGGCAGCGUCAUCAAUGGCGGGCGACGGCUGCAACGGCAACGGCGCGGCGGCGGGCGUGGUGGUGCCGGAGAUCAAGUUCACCAAGCUCUUCAUCAACGGCGAGUUCGUCGACGCCGUCUCCGGCAAGACGUUCGAGACCCGGGACCCGCGGACCGGCGACGUGCUGGCCCACGUCGCCGAGGCCGACAAGGCCGACGUCGACCUCGCCGUCAAGGCCGCCCGCGACGCCUUCGAGCACGGCAAGUGGCCCCGCAUGUCAGGAUAUGAGCGGGGCCGCAUCCUGAGCAGGUUCGCGGACCUGGUGGACGAGCACACGGAGGAGCUGGCGGCGCUGGACGGCGCCGACGCCGGCAAGCUGCUGCUGCUGGGCAAGGUCAUCGACGUCCCCUCCGCCACGCAGAUGCUGCGCUACUACGCGGGCGCUGCCGACAAGAUCCACGGCGACGUGCUGCGCGUCUCGGGCAAGUACCAGGGCUACACGCUCAGGGAGCCCGUCGGCGUCGCCGGCGUCAUCAUCCCCUGGAACUUCCCCACCAUGAUGUUCUUCCUCAAGGUCAGCCCGGCGCUCGCCGCGGGGUGCACCGUCGUCGUCAAGCCCGCCGAGCAGACGCCGCUCUCCGCGCUCUACUACGCGCACCUCGCCAAGCUCGCCGGCGUCCCGGACGGGGUCAUCAACGUCGUCCCGGGCUUCGGGCACACCGCCGGCGCCGCGAUCACCUCCCACAUGGACGUCGAUACCGUGGCGUUCACCGGCUCCACGGAGGUCGGCCGCCUCAUCAUGCAGUCGGCCGCGAGGAGCAACCUCAAGUCGGUCUCGCUGGAGCUCGGCGGCAAGUCGCCGCUCAUCAUCUUCGACGACGCCGACGUCGACAUGGCCGUCAACCUGUCGAGGCUCGCCAUCUUCUUCAACAAGGGGGAGAUCUGCGUGGCCGGAUCGCGCGUCUACGUGCAGGAAGGGAUCUACGACGAGUUCGUCAAGAAGGCCGUGGAGGCCGCGCAGAGCUGGAAGGUCGGAGAUCCGUUCGAUGCCACCAGCAACAUGGGUCCCCAGGUUGACAAGGAACAAUUCGAGAAGGUCCUGAAGUACAUUGAGCACGGCAAGAGCGAGGGCGCGACUCUGCUCACCGGCGGCAAGCCCGCCGCCGACAAGGGGUACUACAUUGAGCCCACUAUCUUUGUCGAUGUCACGGAGGACAUGAAGAUCGCGCAGGAAGAGAUCUUCGGCCCCGUCAUGGCCCUCAUGAAGUUCAAGACGGUCGACGAGGUGAUCGAGAAGGCAAACUGCACCAGGUACGGGCUCGCCGCCGGGAUCGUGACCAAGAGCCUGGACGUCGCGAACCGGGUGUCGCGGUCGGUGCGCGCGGGCACCGUGUGGGUGAACUGCUACUUCGCCUUCGACCCGGACGCGCCCUUCGGCGGAUACAAGAUGAGCGGCUUCGGCCGGGACCAGGGGCUCGCCGCCAUGGACAAGUACCUGCAGGUCAAGAGCGUCAUCACCGCGCUCCCGGACUCGCCGUGGUACUGAUCGGUCGGGGUGCCACCGGCCGGCCAGCCGGCCGGGACCGAUCGAUUCCUCGGUCUCCGUCUUUGUGCAGUGUACAUGUGUGCUCGCGGCGGAGCUGCUGCUUGCGUUCUCGUCUCUGGUUUGUGACUUGUGUUGGAGAAUUGCUCUGCUCCCCGUCCAUCCUUCUAUACAGCAGCUGCAGAACAUGAACUGGUAGUAUUUUUCGUCCUGUGAUACAUGUAGUAGUCAAUAUGUUUACCACCUAGACUUUCUAAUGUUUCACAAUUCGGGUGAUGCCACACAUCACGCGCCUCGAA
This is a messenger RNA of Panicum hallii, 1920 nucleotides long. Its product is annotated as aldehyde dehydrogenase family 2 member C4-like. Bases 113 to 1624 code for a protein of 503 amino acids. Gene Ontology annotation, molecular function: aldehyde dehydrogenase (NAD+) activity. The transcript is spliced from 8 exons. The record is from RefSeq and is a predicted model, not a curated record. NCBI's taxonomy places the organism in Eukaryota, Viridiplantae, Streptophyta, Magnoliopsida, Poales, Poaceae.